AUUGUGGGUCUUACUGUACGAGUAGUUUUUACUCAGAUCUUAAAAGGGAUUUUGCUGAAGAACGAGCUCAAUCCUGGUAUAGACUUUUAUACCGAUUCUUUUAUUUAUAGAUUUAUAAAUAGAAGUAAAAUUAGGUAUUACUAGAGAUUGGCAGUUGUGAUGAUCGUUCUGUCUGGCAAAGCUUAGUGAGUCAAUAUAUUUAUACCUGGUGGAUUUAUAAACACUCAUAGAAGUUCAAUGCUGUUUCUGUUCAGGAAGUACUCCAAUCGUGUUAAAUUCCUGUCGCUUCCGAGUCACCAGCGACAACUAUAGUAUAUAUCGACUUGAUGUUAGAAGCUCUCGAAAUUACACCGAAAGACGAAAACAAUACAUUUUGAACAAAAAAAAUAUUAAUUUGAGAUAUUUAAAUUGAUUGAAUUACAAGAUGAUCAUUCCUGUGCGCUGUUUUACAUGUGGAAAAGUUAUUGGCAACAAAUGGGAAGCAUAUAUUGGACUUCUACAAGCAGAAUAUACGGAAGGUGAUGCUUUGGACUCACUCAGCUUGAAACGUUACUGCUGUAGGAGAAUGCUUCUUGGACAUGUAGAUUUGAUUGAGAAAUUGAUCAACUACGCACCAUUAGAAAAAUGAAUACUUAACAUUCUCUCAACAUUCUACUUCAUUAAAUCAUUCAAUAAUUUAUGAUAUUUACAAACAGGCAUUAACAAAAAUGUUUGGAUCUAUAUCAACUAAAUUAUUACAGUAUUUCAUUAAUAAUGAUAGUUCUAUGAUAUUGCGAAGACCAAAAUAUAAUUUGUAAUUUGUUAAAAUUAUUCAUCAGUAAUAAUGUCAUAAUAUUUCAUAUGUAUACGUA
Chelonus insularis is the source of this 851-nucleotide messenger RNA. RefSeq names its product DNA-directed RNA polymerases I, II, and III subunit Rpb10 (gene Rpb10). Gene Ontology annotation, cellular component: RNA polymerase I complex; RNA polymerase III complex; RNA polymerase II, core complex. Gene Ontology annotation, biological process: transcription by RNA polymerase II; transcription by RNA polymerase I; tRNA transcription by RNA polymerase III. Gene Ontology annotation, molecular function: DNA binding; zinc ion binding. NCBI's taxonomy places the organism in Eukaryota, Metazoa, Arthropoda, Insecta, Hymenoptera, Braconidae. The transcript has 3 exons. The coding region runs from base 425 to 628 and encodes 67 amino acids. The record is from RefSeq and is a predicted model, not a curated record.